AUGGGUGUCCCAGCGCUUUUUAGAUGGCUCACCAACAAGUACCCGAAGAUUGUCUCUUCGGUUAUUGAAGAUCAACCACAAGAAGUAGAUGGUCAGAUCAUUCCGGUCGACACUACUAAACCAAAUCCUAAUGGCGAAGAGUUUGAUAAUCUCUACCUCGACAUGAACGGGAUUGUGCAUCCGUGUUCCCACCCCGAAGACAAGGCUCCUCCGGAGACGGAGGAGGAAAUGAUGUUGGAAGUGUUCAAGUACACUGAGAGAGUUGUGAACAUGGUGAGGCCUCGCAAGCUUCUCAUGAUCGCUGUUGACGGUGUCGCGCCACGUGCAAAGAUGAAUCAACAACGGUCAAGAAGAUUUAGGUCCGCAAAAGAGGCGAAGGAGAAGGAGGCCGAUACCGCAGAGUUUAUCAGGAUGCUCGAGGAGAAGAGAGGCAGUAAGGUCGACGACUCGCUUAAGGAUAAGAAAGUCUGGGAUAGCAAUGCUAUCACUCCCGGAACUCCUUUCAUGGAUAUUCUUGCGGCAUCAAUUAAGUAUUGGAUUGCGUAUAAGCUUAAUACUGACCCUGCCUGGGCUAAAAUGAAAGUGAUCAUUUCCGACUCCACUGUUCCUGGAGAAGGUGAACACAAGAUCAUGGAAUUUGUUCGUUCCCAGCGUGCCUCGCCCGACCAUGAUCCUAAUACUCGUCAUGUGAUCUACGGGCUCGAUGCUGAUCUCAUCAUGUUGGGUCUCGGCACCCAUGAGCCUCACUUCCGUGUCCUCCGUGAAGAUGUCUUCGCACAGGAAGCUCGCGCCAAGACUUGCAAGAUCUGUGGCCAAAAGGGCCACCGUGCAGAAGAAUGUACCGGAAAGGCGAAGGAGAAACAGGGCGAGUUCGACGAGAAGUCACAUGCUCCGUCCGUAAAGCCAUUUGUAUGGCUGCAUGUUGGUAUCCUCCGUGAGUAUCUGGAGGUAGAACUCCAGGUGCCCGGGCAAGGAUUUAAAUUUGAUCUUGAACGCGCCAUUGAUGAUUGGGUGUUUAUGUGUUUCUUUGUCGGUAACGAUUUCUUGCCACAUCUUCCGAGUUUGGAGAUUAGAGAGAAUGGAAUCGAUACUCUGAUGGCUGUCUGGAGAGAUAACCUCCCUGUGAUGGGUGGGUAUGUAACGAAAGACGGUAGCGUUGAGUUAAAGAAUGUUCAGUUCAUUCUUGAUGGUCUUGCGAAGCAGGAGGAUGCUAUUUUUAGGAACAGAAGGAAGGUUGAUGAGCGUCGCGAGGAAGGCGCAAAGAGGAGGAGAUUGAACGAGUCUGGCGGUGGUAGAGGGGGCCGAGGUGGGAGAGGUGGUUUUGGAGGAAACGACUCUCCAGCAGAUUCGCCGCAGGGCGCUGGUAGAGGUAGAGGAAGGGGUCGCGGGCAGCCCGACUCGGCCCCGCCGCCUAUGAUCCCGUUAUUCAAGCCAGGCGAUAUCACGAAGGACACGAGAAAGAUGAAUUACGACAUGGUCAUGAACAGGGAGAACAUUAGAAAGGCAAACCUGGAAAAUAAGAGUGCUGCACAGGCGCUUAAAGCCCAACUCAUGGGUGGAGGAUCCGCCGAAGCCCCAGUAGAAGCUCCUGUUAAUGCUGCUGAGGUUGAGGAGGAGAUGCCCGAUGAAUCCUCAACAGCAGUGGCUUCCCCAGUCGCUCAUAAGCGGAAGGUCGACGAAGUUGCGCCUAGUACUCCCCCAACUCCCGCUGAUGGUGAAAUGCCGCCUGACACUGUGCGUCUGUGGGAAAAUGGAUACCAAGAUAGGUAUUAUGAGCAAAAGUUUGGUGUUUCACCCGACGAUUAUGCGUUUCGCAAAAAGGUCGCAGAUGCUUACGUUGAGGGUCUCUGCUGGGUCCUCUUAUAUUACUUUCAAGGCUGUCCAUCGUGGAACUGGUAUUACCCAUAUCAUUAUGCCCCGUUUGCCCAAGACUUUAAGGAUCUCGGUAGUCUCGACAUAAAAUUUGAGCGUGGGACUCCGUUCAAACCCUUUGAGCAGCUCAUGGGAGUUCUCCCAGCUGCUAGUAAAGUAAAUCUCCCUGAGCCAUUCCAAAAGCUCAUGACCGACGAGGACUCCGAGAUUAUCGACUUCUACCCGGAAAAUUUCCCAAUCGAUCUUAAUGGGAAGAAAUUUGCUUGGCAAGGUGUUGCACUGCUGCCGUUCAUCGAUGAGAAGAGAUUGCUAGAUGCCGCGCAGAGGAUUUACCCUUUGCUGAGCAAGGAGGAUGCGGGAAGGAAUGCCAUGGGUCACGAUGUGUUGUUUGUUGCGGACACUAACGAACUCUAUGACGAUGUCGCAGCAAAGUUCUAUAGUAAGAGACAGGAUGUUACCAAAUAUACCAUUAACCCACAUAAAUCCCAAGGUCUCUCCGGCACCGUCGGCAAAGACCCCGCCUACAUCCCCCGCUCCACACUUCCGUACCCCCUGAAAACUGGAGAAAUGCCCGAAAUCACCGACGAUCGCAGCAUGUCGCUUUUCUUCGAAUUCCCCAAGUCCAAACAUGUCCAUAAAUCUCAACUUCUCCGCGGUGUAAAGUUCAACGAACCUGUCCUCACCCGCGCGGAACAAGAGGAGGUGAAACGCCGCUCCACUAACGGUGGUCGCAGCUACGGCGGCGCACAGCUUUACCGCAAUAACUCUGGGCGUGGCCGCGGCCGCGGCGGAGGCGGAGGCGGUGGAGGAGAUUAUGGCAAUAACCACCAGGGAAGCUUCAGAAGUGACAGAGGAGGAGGAGGGGGUCCACCCAGCUAUGGUGCCGGGACAUGGUCGGCACCUCCACCGCCGCCGCCGCCGCCAGGAACAUGGGGUGGCAACAAUAGCUGGGCUCCACCUGGAGCUCCCCCAAUGGCGGGCGGGCCACCGCCCAUGAGCUGGCGUAAUAACCCGCUUGGUGGGCCUGGGGGAUAUGCGCCUCCCCCGCCGCCCCCAGGGACUGGGUUUAGUUAUGGUCGGGGCGGAGGAUACUCAGGCGGCAAUAAUAGCGGCGGCGGAUACGGCCAGCAAUCAAGGGGUGACGACAGGUAUAGGCCUGGCGGAAACGAUAGGAGGGGUGGCGGCGGCGGAAACUACGGCGAUAGAGACGGCGGCAACGCUGGUGUUUGGAGGGGAAGCGGUGGAAAUAGAGGUGGUUAUCAGGGUGGUGGAAGUGGUAGAGGCUACCAGCAGGGGUACCAGAGAUGA
Messenger RNA from Morchella importuna, 3180 nucleotides. RefSeq lists its product as uncharacterized. Gene Ontology annotation, molecular function: 5'-3' RNA exonuclease activity; zinc ion binding; RNA binding. The transcript has 5 exons. Bases 1 to 3180 code for a protein of 1059 amino acids. The record is from RefSeq and is a predicted model, not a curated record. Gene Ontology annotation, biological process: nuclear-transcribed mRNA catabolic process. Lineage: Eukaryota; Fungi; Ascomycota; Pezizomycetes; Pezizales; Morchellaceae. Gene Ontology annotation, cellular component: nucleus.